UCGCUGCACGUCUCACCAUUUUUACACCCCCUAUCUCAUCCUCUAUAUAUACACGCACUCAAACCACCGCACCAUCAACAAAACGGCGAAAUUUUAGAUUCUCCUCUCCAAUCCCUCAAAAAGCUAUUUUUAUAUACGCUCCAUCUUCUCCCAUGCCUCAUCCGUCCAAACGCCGGAUACUUACACUCCCCGCGGUUCAUCCGUGCGAAGCUGUAUCCCCGGCGACUCUCCUCAAUUCCCUUAUUCCUCUCGCACGCGAGAUCGUCGCACGGCGAUCCCACUCCUUCCCAAUCCACCGUCGGAGCAUUCGAGAGGCGAUCCGCCAAACCGGCCUGCUCCUCGAACUCUUAGAUGAUGUUCGAGACCGCGGAUCGGCCCUUCCAGAUUCUGCGGUCCUCAGCUUGUCUGAGCUCCACGUCGCGCUCCAGAAGAUCCGGCACCUGAUCAACGAUUGCUCGCGGCGGGGCGCCCGGCUUUUGGUCUUGAUGCGGUCCGAAUUCGUCUCAUCGGAUCUCCGCGUCCUCGUCCGGUCGAUUGCAACCGCGAUCGACGUGCUCCCGCUGGACAACGUCAAUGCGGCGGUGGAGGUGAAGGAUUUGGUGCGGCUCCUAUCGAAGCAAGCAUGGAAUGUGGUGAUCGCGACCGAUCCGGAGGACGAUCGGGCGGCGAAGAGAAUCCGCUCGGUGAUGGAUCAGCUUAAGAACGGCGUCGCACCCGCGGCGAGCGUUCUCGAGCGCGUGUUGAACCAUUUGCAGGUGAGAAGCUGGUCCGACUGCGACGAAGAAAUCGCUUUCUUGGAAGAAGAGAUUUUUACAUACUUCGAAAACGAAGAAGACGGCGAAGUUGCGCUUCUCGGCAGCCUGAUGCCGUCAACGGCAAAAGGAGACACAAAAAGGAGCGCGCAUUGCACAGCGAGCAGUGUCUCCGACUGGCUGAAGCAAGAAGCUCUGCAAUGCCCGAUCUCUCUCGAUCUCAUGACCGAUCCCGUGACGAUCGCCACGGGACAGACCUACGAUCGGUCAUCGAUCAAGCGGUGGAUAAAAUCCGGCCGCCUCACUUGCCCUGUAACAGGCGAGAAGCUAACAAACACUGAUUUGGUCCCCAAUUUCGCAAUUCGAAAGCUCGUCGACGAGUUUUGUCGCGAUAAUAGAAUCCCGAUAGCAAAGCCGAACACCAAGCACCGUCAGAGCGUGGAAAAGACGGCCUCGCCCUUCGGCCCAGCUGCGGCCGGAGCAAUCAAAAUGGCCGUCGCUUUCCUAAUCGACAAUCUCGAGAAAGGAACCGUGGAAGAGAAGAAGAAGGCCACUUUCGAGAUCCGAUCCGAAGGGUGGUCUCGAAGUUUAACAUCUUCAAUAGAGCUUUGCUUGGUGGAAGCCGACGCUGUGCCGUGGCUACUCUGCCUCCUCUCGUCGCCGGAUCCUUCCACGCAAGAAAAUGCGGUCGCCGCUCUCUUGAAUCUCUCAAAGCACCCGAACGGUCGUAGGGCGAUCUUCGAAUCUGGCGGCGUCUGCUCGAUCACAGAUGUGAUCAAGACGGGGGCUCACGAUCGAAGCACAGCAGAACGCAGCGGCGAUCCUCUUCUACCUCUCUUCGGUCGAAGAGUACCGAAUAGAGAUCGAAGUGAUCCCCGAAGCGAUCCCGACUUUAGUAGAGCUCCUAACUCGUAAGAGAAGGCAGUUGUUACAGGGGAAAGAAGAACGCAAUCGCCGGCCUCUUCGGGCUUGUCCAAUACCCCGGAAACCACUCAAAGCUCAUCGCGGCAGGGGCUAUUCCGGUUUUCACUAGCCUUCUUUCAAGUGAUAGAGAGGAUCUCGUCGACGAUUCAAUUGCAGCCCUUGAAAAGAUAGCAGAGAGCCGCGAAGGGGCGGCCGCGAUCUUGAUGCGUUCGUCUGUUCCUUGUCUCGUGGAGGUUCUCAACUCAUUGACCUCUCGGUCGGGAAAGGAGCACUGCGUGUCCCUUUUACUCGCUCUAUGUGUUAACGGCGCCGAUAAGGUUGUUAGCCUGCUAGAGAAGAUGCCCGCGCUCGUGUCUUCGUUGUAUUCGCUCGUAACGGAGGGCUCUCCUCAGGCCGGAAAGAAGGCGCGGUCGCUCCUCAAUCACAUUCAUCGGCAUCAAGAGCAGAGUAACCCUCCUCUACUGAGACCGCCGAUCGGCGAUCACGUCAUUCAUGCACACUAAGCUAAAUAACAGCCUCCGCAGUAUUGCUAAAGCCUUUUUUCUUUUUCUUUUUUUUUUGUUAUAAAGUGUUUCUGAUCUCUGCUCGCUUUUUACAAGAGCUGAGAUCAGGAUUAGCGUUUAUAUAUAUACAUACAUAUGUAAAUAGGAUGAUGCAAUUGUUAUGUUGUUAUAUGUUGGCGUGCGUACUUGAGUGUAAAUCCAUCCUUGCGGCAUUUGUUGGUCUCAAUCAAUAAAAGGUUCUGUUGAAGUGUGA
Molecule: messenger RNA, 2432 nt
Organism: Ananas comosus (pineapple)
Lineage: Eukaryota; Viridiplantae; Streptophyta; Magnoliopsida; Poales; Bromeliaceae
Product: U-box domain-containing protein 18-like
Exons: 2
Coding region: 153-1667 (504 amino acids)
Biological process (GO): protein ubiquitination
Cellular component (GO): nucleus; cytoplasm
Molecular function (GO): ubiquitin-protein transferase activity; protein binding
Source: RefSeq, a predicted model, not a curated record